AUGUGGACCAUCGUCGUCGCUGAGCGCGUCGGUUCCGUCCUGUCCAUCAUCGGCUCGCUCUUCAUCGUGGUGACGUUCGCUUGGAAAGAUAGCUUCAAGAAGCCGAUCAACCGCAUGAUCUUCUUCGCCUCGUUCGGCAACGUACUCGCGAAUACAGCCACCAUGUUCUCCACCUCCGUCUUGGAGCUCGACCACAGUACUGGCAGGCCGACUUCCGCCUGUCGUGCUCAGGGGUUUCUGAUCCAAUCCUUCAUCCCGUCCGACGCUCUGUGGGCUGCCUGUAUGGCCUGGAACGUCUACAUCACCUUCUUCGGGCACCACACCCCCCAGAGCCUCCAGAAGUUCGAGAUGCGGUACAUCGCCAUUUGCUACGGUCUCCCGUUGACCGUCUCCUUAUCCUUCCUUGUCGCGGAUUCAAGAACUCAGGAGCCAAUUUAUGGGCCAGCGACCAUCUGGUGCUGGGUCACGCGCGACUACGAUUGGAUGCGCCUCGCUUUCUUCUACGGACCUGUCCUCGCCAUUAUCACGGCGACUUUUAUGCUCUACGCAAUUGUGUUCGUCAGGUACAUCCGCACGAAUGCUCGCGCUCUCCAGAACAUAGAAACGCCCCUCCCGCUCUACAACUUUGGGUUGGGCUUUGUCAACUCCAAUUUGCAAGACUUCAGCGAGAUUCAAGCCGUUACAAACAUCGACGUCACCACAGAGACGAAGCGCGCUCGCUCGGACGAGACGACCCUCUCGUCAUUCACCAGCACCACCCCUCUGACGUCAUAUGCGGCUGAGCAACAUGGCGCGCGUGACACGCAUACCGCUGAAGACAUCCAACCUAUGCAUAACAUCGUGAUUUCCGGAGGCCAGACCCUGACGCCCGCUGAGCAGGCGGCCAAGAACGCGAGGACCUAUCUGCUGACCGCAGCUCUUGUUUGGCUAGUAUUGUUGGUCGUCUGGGUUCCGUCAACCAUCAACCGCAUCCAAGGCAUGAUAACGCCCUCGACGCCCAACUACGGCAUGAACCUCGCCGCAGCCAUCGUCCUCCCGCUCCAAGGCUUAGGGAACGCUAUCAUCUAUGGCGUCACCUCGCGCCACGAGAUCAAGGACAUCUUCUUCCGGAGGCGAAGCCGGGACCGUGCUUGA
Mytilinidion resinicola is the source of this 1134-nucleotide messenger RNA. RefSeq names its product family A G protein-coupled receptor-like protein. NCBI's taxonomy places the organism in Eukaryota, Fungi, Ascomycota, Dothideomycetes, Mytilinidiales, Mytilinidiaceae. The record is from RefSeq and is a predicted model, not a curated record. Gene Ontology annotation, cellular component: plasma membrane. Gene Ontology annotation, molecular function: G protein-coupled receptor activity. Gene Ontology annotation, biological process: adenylate cyclase-activating G protein-coupled receptor signaling pathway; cell surface receptor signaling pathway. The transcript has 5 exons. Bases 1 to 1134 code for a protein of 377 amino acids.